AUGGUGAGAAUAAUGAGUAAAUUGUACCCAUGUGCAAGCCCUGAAAUGGCAACAUUCCUGUAUAACACCUUCAACUCCAUUGAAAUUAAAGUACAAAAUACUACUACUUCAUCAAGUAGCAUGAACAUCAAUUUAAGUAGAGUACAAACAAAUGUCCUGUCUCAAUUCAAGAUACAAGACAAGGAAGGCAUCGCACCAGACCAACAGAGGCUCAUGUUCGUUGGUGAACAGCUUCAGGAUGGUCGUAGUUUGGGCGACUAUAAAAUUCAUAAGGAGUCCACACUCCACUUGGUGUUGAGGCUAGGUGGUGGCAGACAGAUUAUUGUCAAAACCCUUAUUGAGAAGACAAUAACCCGUGAAGGUGAUAGCUCCGACACCAUUGAUAAUGUUAAAGCUACAAUUCAGGACAAGGAAGGAAUCCUACCAGACCAAGAAUCAACUCUGCACUUCGUGCUGAGGUUGAGGGGAGGCAUGCAAAUUUUUGUGAAGAUUCUGACAGGAAAAAUCGUCAGUUCGUCUUGA
Olea europaea var. sylvestris is the source of this 522-nucleotide messenger RNA. Its product is annotated as polyubiquitin-like. Gene Ontology annotation, biological process: protein ubiquitination; modification-dependent protein catabolic process. Bases 1 to 522 code for a protein of 173 amino acids. The record is from RefSeq and is a predicted model, not a curated record. The transcript is spliced from 3 exons. NCBI's taxonomy places the organism in Eukaryota, Viridiplantae, Streptophyta, Magnoliopsida, Lamiales, Oleaceae. Gene Ontology annotation, molecular function: protein tag activity; ubiquitin protein ligase binding. Gene Ontology annotation, cellular component: cytoplasm; nucleus.